AUCAAUCCGUCUCUGGUGCGUGAGCGCGCGCGGCAAUUCUGAUCGGCGCGCGGAUGAUGGUGAUGAUGAGAGCGUGACCUCACUGUUUUCUGCACAGCUGCUGGAGACACACAAGCUCGCGCACACACAGAGAGAGAGAGAGAGAGAGAGAGAGAGGGUGGGGGGACAGAGACACGUUGAGGGAGACAGAGAGGUACAGAAGAGCGGAGAACAUUCACAGCACGGGGGUAAACUGCUCGGAGUCGGUCGUGAGGCGUCCGCUCGGCUGCCUCCCAGAAUGUUCUGCGCCCCCGGUUCAUUUCCAAGGUACACGAACCAGUCGCUGCGGCGUCCCCACGGACACUGAAGCCCAGAUGAUCACCCUCUCUGCCGACAUGGACGAGUCUUCGUCGCUGCUGGAUCUGCUGGAGUGCUCGGUGUGCCUGGAGCGCCUGGACACCACGGCCAAGGUGCUGCCGUGCCAGCACACCUUCUGCCGCCGCUGCCUGGAAAAUAUCGUCAGUUCCCGGAACGAGCUGCGCUGCCCGGAGUGCCGCAUCCUGGUGGACUGCGGGGUGGACGACUUGCCGGCUAACAUCCUUCUGGUUCGCCUUCUUGACGGUAUCAAGCAGCGGCCCCAGCGAGGGAGCGGAGGAGGAGGAGGAGCAGGCGGCAGGCAGUCCCUGGCCGGGGGCUCGCUGCAGGGCUACGCAGCCGGGAUAUCCGCUUCUCCCACGGGCAGUGCGAUCAGAGAUCUGCCUGUAGCCACCAGGAGCUCCCCUGUUAAGAAUAUCCCAGCGCUGCCUUGUGGUAAAGCCCUCUACUCCUACGAAGGAAAAGAACCAGGCGAUCUCCAAUUUUCCAAGGGCGACAUCAUCAUCCUGCGACGCAAGGUCGAUGACAACUGGUACCACGGGGAGCUCAACGGUUGCCAUGGUUUCUUGCCCGCGAGUUACAUCCAGUUGCUGCGUCCGCUGAGCCAAACUCCACCCCAGGGUAAAGCGCUGUACGACUUUGAGGUCAAAGAUAAAGACCAGGAUAAAGACUGUCUGGCCUUCAGCAAGGAUGAGGUGCUGACUGUAAUCAGACGAGUAGAUGAGAACUGGGCAGAAGGCAUGCUGGGAGACAAGAUUGGCAUCUUCCCCAUUCUCUAUGUGGAGUUAAAUGAAACAGCCAAGCAGCUGAUGGAGAUCGACAAGCCCACGUCAACCAACGCUCCAGGUCCGAGCUCUGAGCCAGCCCCGUUGGGCCCCUGCGUCCCUGGCCCAUCCCCCUGUGCCUCCCCGUCCAAUGGAAACGGAUCUGGCCAUCGCAGAGGUGAAGGGAAGAAAAACGCCAAGAAGAGGCAUUCGUUCUCUGCGCUGUCUGUCAGCCAGAGGGCCGCCCAGCUCAACAACAGACACAGUAUGGAGAUCUCCCACCCAGUCCUCAUCAGCUCCUCUGAUCCCAGGGCUGCUGCACGCAUCCAGGAUUCAUCUCACCCGGGUCCCUCUCCCUCCUCGGCAGGGGUAUUGGUGCCCCCUAAAGUGGCGUCCAUAACCUCUGAGCUGCUGGCCCAUGCCAAGGUGCAGCUGCCACUCAACAUAUAUCUGGCUCUGUACGCCUACAAGCCCCAGAAAGCUGACGAGCUUGAACUUCGGAAAGGGGAGAUGUAUCGGGUGACAGAGAAGUGUCAAGAUGGGUGGUUCAAAGGCACCUCGCUGAGAACUGCUGCCUCAGGUGUCUUCCCAGGAAACUACGUCACCCCCGUGUCCAGAGCUCCAUUUGGAGCUGGUGCUUCCCGGAGCUCGUGUUUGUCCAGUCCAGUAGGUGGAGGAGGAGGAGGAAGUGGGUGCAGUCAGGUGGGGAGUAAAAUGUCCGACCCUUCGUCCCCAGGGUCCCCAGGGCCCUCUUCGUCUCGUCCCUCCACCCCUCUGGUAAUCUCAGCCAACUCCGUGAACACCAUCAGUCCCGCCUCCUCGCCACAAACUGCCGCCGCCCAGCUGAAGAACUGCCUGCGCUCCAGUCAACAUACGGUUAACCAGGCGCGCACCUCAAUGCAGCUGGUCCACAGUCCUCCUGCUGGAAGUCCAGAGCGCCCGACGAUGGUCAUCUCCCCGCUGCGUCCUCAGAGUUCAUCCCCCUCACGCUGCCCUAGCCAGUCGGGUCGUCCUCUCUCCAUGGUAUCCCCGGGCCCCAGCUUAGGGCCCUCACCUCUCUCUUCCCCCGCCUCCCGGCCCCUCCUUCCCCUCUCCUCCCCUCUCUCCUGCCUCACGCCUCCUAACGUUUCAGCGGUGCUCCUCAACGGGGAGCCAGCCAGUCCCCUGCAGCCGCCAUUGCCGGGCCCCUCUCACGCCCCCAGCCAGGGCGCCCUCGCGCCCAAAGCAGAGAAGAAGGAGAGGAAAGCAGGAGGUUUAUUAAAGCUCUUGUCGGGGGCGGCAGCCAAGAAGAAACCUCGCUCACCUCCGUCCUCCCCGCCAACCCACGACCCGUCAUUGGCCGGCCAAGGCGCCGUGGCCACAGACCCAGCCCACCAUCCGCACCACCACCACCACCACGCCCGCUCAGGUUCUUGUCCAAUGGCAUCACAGGGGCGAGCUGGCUCCUGUCCUAUCGAGAGUGAUAUGGCAGGGGCCAUAGGACUGGAGCCUCUGCACAGGAAGUCCGGCUCACUGGACACCAAUUUCCCCAGGUCACCCCCGGCAACACGUGCUGGCAACGCUCUGAUGGUCCUCCGGCCUGAACCCAAACCGCUGUCCAGAGAGAGGUAUCGUGUGGUGGUGCCCUACCCGCCACAGAGUGAGGCUGAGAUCGAGCUGCGGGAAGGGGACGUGGUGUUUGUCCAUAAGAAGAGGGAGGACGGCUGGUACAAGGGCACCCUGCAGAGGACAGGACAGACCGGCCUGUUUCCCAGCAGCUUCGUCGAGAGCUUCUGAACUGGAAAAAGUGGACAAAAAAACACACUGUUCCUGUUUCUGAGUCACAAAACACACACUACAUUCAUACACAGGGGAUGGACCGACAUUGGUUACACUUUUGAAUUAAAGACAAACAAAAAAGAAACUUGCUUUAAGGAACUGCUCACCCUUGUAAAAAGAGAAUUGUAGUUCCCCAAAAUAGUCAAGAAACACUGGAAUUUUAGGUAUGAAAAUAAUCAAAAUAAAAGCUACUGACUAAUGGCACAAAAACAUAAUUAGUAGUAGCCAUCUCCAGAAACCAACAUCGGUCCUGCGAAUUCAAACACACAUACACACACACACACACAUACAGGAAAGCUAACCUCGGUUUUGACCAGCCACACAGGAAGCAGGGCAGCUUUUCCCGUCAUUUGUCCCCCGGGGACAGCGUUUGGGGUAAGAGAGUCUUCACCAAAUUGGUCAUCCGGACUCCUUGAUGUUGACUACUGAGACCACAUGGACUCCAACAGCAGAGAAAGGCGAACUCUGCCUCCCCGUUCUCCUCCUUGGCAUCAUCCACCAGCAAACGCUAGCACACAAAGCAUUAGCUCUGCUUUCCACUGAGACCUCAGAACUUGAAUUCGGGUGCUUUCUUUGUUUGAAAAGUGAAGAUUCAUUGCCAGGUGAUGAGGGAAGUGUGUAAGCCUACACUCCAGGAUCAUUGUAAGCACACUUCCAUGUCUAGUUUGUGACAACAAGCUCAUGUGUUUCUUAUUCAGCGCGAUAUAUGUUAAUAACGAUGCAUGUAGCAUUAUUAUGUUUUUUUCUCUCUCUCUUUCUUUCUCUCUCUCUCUCUCUCUAUAUAUAUAUGUUGAAAUAGAUGUUUGUGUUGUCCCAAACUAGUCAUGCUGUGAUGACCAGUCACAGGAAUUUUAAUUUAAAAACAAAUGGUGCAAAAAGUAAAAUGUGAAUUAGGCGAUUAAUUUUUCUAUUUAUAUAUCUAAAAUAAAUUUAUACACCCAUUUUCUUAAA
Molecule: messenger RNA, 3887 nt
Organism: Scatophagus argus
Lineage: Eukaryota; Metazoa; Chordata; Actinopteri; Scatophagidae
Product: E3 ubiquitin-protein ligase SH3RF3-like
Exons: 10
Coding region: 354-2894 (846 amino acids)
Molecular function (GO): protein binding; metal ion binding
Source: RefSeq, a predicted model, not a curated record